Molecule: messenger RNA, 1080 nt
Organism: Fusarium fujikuroi IMI 58289
Lineage: Eukaryota; Fungi; Ascomycota; Sordariomycetes; Hypocreales; Nectriaceae
Exons: 3
Coding region: 1-1080 (359 amino acids)
Source: RefSeq, a predicted model, not a curated record
AUGCCACUCCACUUACUAGGGAAGAAGUCGUGGAACGUGUACAAUGCCGACAACAUCGCCCGUGUUCGUCGCGAUGAAGCCGCCGCAAAGGCCGCCGAAGAAGCUGAGGAGCAGCGCAUGCAAGAGAUAGAUGCACAAUGGCGCUUAGCUAUUCUUCGAGGCGAAGCACCACCGCCGAUAGAAGACGAUGAAGCACCAAAAGACGAGGAGCCUCCCGCUCGAGAUCGAGAUGCGUCGCAGAGGACGAGUACGCGACGAAAGCGAAAACGACCAGGCGAGGACGACACCGACUUUGAGAUGCGAAUAGCAAGAGAAAAUGACAACUCGGCUCUUGUAAGAAUAGAGCCCGAGAAGAAGAGCACAAGUUCUGCGCCCCUUGUGGAUCACAAUGGACAUAUCGAUCUUCUGGGCGAUGAGAAGUCAAGAGCUCAUGCCGAGAAGAAUGAGGAAGCUGAAAAGGAAGCGAAGAAGAAAAAACAGAGCUACGAGGACCAGUACACAAUGCGCUUCUCGAAUGCUACUGGAAAGGAUGGCGUUCUUAAACCAUGGUACUCUCAAUCUGAUGCUGCAGCCCCUGAUGCCUCGUCAAAAGACGUAUGGGGAAACCAGGACCCCAAUCGCAAAGAACGAGAUGCCAAGCGCAUAGUAUCCAACGACCCUCUCGCUAUGAUGAAAAAGGGAGCUUCCAAGGUCCGAGAGAUCAAACAGGAGAGGAAGCGUUUCCAAGAAGAAAGAGAGAAAGAGCUGAAGCAGAUGCGCCGAGAUGAACGACAUCGAGUAGAGAGCGACAUCAGAGUCGCGAUCGUGACGAGGAGAGAUCUCCCGGUCGACAUGAGCGGAGACACAGAUCAAGAGAAGGAAAUCAUAGCCGCAGUGGUCAUUCUGAUUCACGAAGCCGAAGACAUGAGCGUCAUGAUAGAGAAGGGUCACGGCAGGAGAGGCGACACUACGAGGAGAGUGGAGAACGAAAAGAGAGAUCCCGGAGAGACGAUGGAUAUCAAAAAGGAGACUCACGAUCUUCAGAGGGGGUUCAUUAUGAACGACGACUACACCAUUCCAAAGACCGAUAGCUUAGCAUAA